This is a messenger RNA of Aspergillus candidus, 1638 nucleotides long. RefSeq lists its product as uncharacterized. Bases 134 to 1462 code for a protein of 442 amino acids. The record is from RefSeq and is a predicted model, not a curated record. NCBI's taxonomy places the organism in Eukaryota, Fungi, Ascomycota, Eurotiomycetes, Eurotiales, Aspergillaceae. The transcript is spliced from 8 exons. Gene Ontology annotation, cellular component: cytoplasm; nucleus.
UAUCUGGCCAUCUAGAUUUCUUCAGUUGUCGUCACCAUAUGGUCUGCACUUUCUGAACCAAUCUAGACUUUUCUUUAUCCUUUUUACUCUAUCUCUUGACGACCCUCCCUCCCAUACCGAUCUAUCUAUCUCCAUGGAUUCCCCCGCGAUCCCCGCUCCGUUGGAUCCGAACGAACAGCCGAUUCUAGAAACCCUGCUGCGCACUCGCGACGCCCUUCUUCUCCUCAAACGGGACAAAUCUUCUUAUAUCAAAUCUCGCGAUGUCCUUCCGCUCUACGAAGAAGUGAUUGGUGAGGUCGAGAAGCUCAAUGCCGUGCGCAAGGAUGGAGACCGUCGGAUGACCCAUAACCGAUUGGACUAUAUCCUAGAUGAUUGCUUUCAAUUAAUCUCGUUGCUGUUCUUGACUGUGGGGAGGAAUAAUGAAGCCCCGGCAGUUUAUUCGCUUGCGACUACGAUUCAGCGUCUAGUCAAUCAUCUCGAAGAGGCCGGUUUCUACAGCUCCAAAGAUCUAGUCUCCAUAGCCAAAACCCUCGCCUCCAUGCGCGAGACCUGUGAACGGAGUCGCGAGUCGUACUCCCCGGAGCUGAUGACUUUGCUGGAGAGCCGUCUGGAGAAAUGUCAACGGGGACUGGACAGGCUGCAGCAGGACCUGGACCGGCUGGAUCCGAGUCUGGUGCCGGCACAUGAGACGCUGGUUUCGGUUUUGCGCUCGACCGCGGCGGUCAACACCCGAUCGAAGUUCUCUUCGUCCGAGGUGAACGGACUCCGGAACCAACUCAAGAAGAUUAGCGACAUGAUGAAGGACGGCCAGUUCGUUGGCCCAGACGGGGCGCCUCUCCGCGGUCAGGAGCAUGUGAAGCUGCUGCUGGAACGGUGCUGGAAGUGGACGGAGAUCGUUCUCGAACGACAAGGACACAUCGAUGAACGCUUCCAAGAGCAGUACGAACGUCUAGUCGACAUCCGCAACCAGCUAGACCGACUGUCAGUGACGCAGGCGUGGUCUCUCCGGGAGACAGACCUGUUCGUAUACCAGCGGAAGCUAGACCGGAUCGACGAAGCGCGGGUGAACGGGAACUUUGUGGAUGCGGUCGGCCAGCCGGCGGACAUACACGCCCAGCGAACUCUACUAUACCUCAUCCGCCGAAGCUAUGCAUACAUCUACGCGCUACUGAUCUCUUCAGAGCCGGUAUCGGAGGCCCUGCUACCCGUGCACAACCAGCUGCAAACGCUGCGACGGUGCCUCCUCGAGGUGAAAGAAUCUGGCGGCGUAGCCAACAGCCGCGAGCUGUACCCGUAUAGCAUGAAGCUCAACUCAAUCGACAACAUGCGCGUGGACGGCAAGUUCUACGUCGGCAACGACAUCCCGGAAGGCCAGGGCAGCGUGAAUGCGCUGCUGGCAGAAUGCUACGACAUCGUGUGGGAGCUGCGGGCUGCGGUUGUUGAGAACGAUGAGCAAUCCUGAUUGGUUGUUGUUCUGGUGGUUUGGUUUUUCUAUUUACUGGUUUGGUUGAUUUCAUCUGCUGGGUUGGUGGUUUUACUGGAUUUAUGUUGAGUAAUGAGUGAUAGGCUGCGGCGUUUUGGCGCGAUGGAUGGGGAAUGUAUCUUUAUUACGCAGUACUACAAGGGAUAUAUGCAUAU